Molecule: messenger RNA, 688 nt
Organism: Copidosoma floridanum
Lineage: Eukaryota; Metazoa; Arthropoda; Insecta; Hymenoptera; Encyrtidae
Cellular component (GO): nucleolus
Molecular function (GO): enzyme binding
Source: RefSeq, a predicted model, not a curated record
UGCGUCCACGUGCUGGUAAAUAGUAGUUGUGGGUGUGCUUUAAUUUAACUCUACAUUACUCUACAACCUGAAGACUAAAGUUUUUUUUUAUUUUUUAAAACAAUACGUUUUUAUGAUAAGGAUUAUUGGUUUAAACAUUGAUUUAAACGAUCGAUAUGUCAAACGCUUUAGUUCGUAAGAGUUUGGAAUUACUCGGUUAUGAAACAGCCAUAAACAAAGGUACAUCCAAGAAAAAGAAGAACAAGUCUUCAGGAGUUAUUGAUUUAAUCCCAACCAAUCACAGAAUUUUAUCAAAAAACAAAAAGAAAGGCUCAUCAUACGUUUUAAAACGCACCAGUAAAACAACAGUGUAUCAAGUAAAACAACAAUUGAAAUCGAAAAUUGACCCGACAGAAGAUAACGUUCAAAGGCUUUUGCUUUUAGGCAGUAAUAAACUUGAUCCUGAAACUACAGAUAAAAUUUUUAGCAGGGCUGUGAAAAAACCUUACAAAAGUAAAACUAAAGAAGAGAAAUUAAAAGAGGAAGAAGAAAAUAGAACUGCCUUUAAUGAAGAGGACUUUAAAAAGUUUGAAGAAGAAUAUUUUGAUUCGUAAGCGAUUGAUACUCCAUUCUUAUCUCACAUUAACUAGUAAUGUUUAAUACAGAUCAAGAAAUAGGAAAAGCAAUACUAAUCAUAGCUUCUGUAAUU